GAACUAUCUUGACUGAGCUGAUGACCCUUUGUGUGGCCGCGUGACGUUUCAGGAAGUGUGCGGUGAAACCGGAGAUUAAAACAUCACUAAACCGGUCAGAUAAUAAACUGGGAGUCAUUUCAACACGGAGGAGCUGCGCAGGAAAUCGUUUACAAGUGUUACUACAUGUGUACCGGUGAUUUCAACCAAGGGCUUUAAACACAGAGUCAGGAAGCGAGGAGGGUUCUCCUCUUGAGUUGAGUGCAGCCUUGAUAAACAACGCUAGCUAUAGCAUCAAGAGUUGAAUGUGACGAUCGGGCUCCAGAUCACUGCUGACAUCAGGUAGCCUAGCUCCUCUGUGGAUGAAGUAGAGAACAAACACAUGGUGUCUCCGUGUGCUUGUUGUCUGCUGUCUCUGUGAAGACAGCGUCCUCCCGGGGUCUUAGCCUCACUCGUGCUUAUGAUGGCGUGGCAGUAGCUGCUGCUUUGUCCCCUGAGAGGAGGAGUAUACUCGACAAACACGGAUGUUCCUCUAUUCACCUUCAGAAAGUCUCCACGUCGAGCCAGAGGAGGACAGACACCUGAGGACAGUGUUCACACAGCCAGAGGAGGACAGACACCUGAGGACAGACAUCUGAAGACAGUCUCCACAGAGCCAUAGGAGGACAAACACCUGUGGACAGACUGCACAGACACAGAGGACAGACACCUGAGGGCAGUCUCCACACAGCCAGAGGUGGACAGACACAUCAGGGCAGUGAGGGACAGAAACCUGACGACAGUCUCCACAGAGCCAGAGGAGGACAGACACAUGAGGACAGUCUCCACAGACCUAGAGGAAGACAGACUCCUAAGGACAGUCUCCACCCAGCCAGAGGAGGACAGAAACCUGAGGACAGUCUCCACAGAGCCAGAGACAGACAGGUGAUCUCACUCCACAUCCUCAGGUGUUGUGAGCAGCAGCUGAGACAUGGAAGACGAGGAGCUCUUCGACCAGAUCGUGUCCGUGUUAAACGUGCUGGUGUCGUGGGUCGCCGCCGGGGCCAUGGUGUUCGGGGGUGUGGUGCCCUACAUCCCGCAGUACAGAGACAUCCGCCGGACACAGAACGCAGAGGGCUUCUCCACCUACGUGUGCCUGGUGCUCCUGGUGGCGAACAUCCUGAGAAUCCUCUUCAGAUUUGGCCGCUACUUCGAGACGCUGCUGCUGUGGCAGAGCAUCAUCAUGAUCGCCACCAUGCUCAUCAUGCUCAAUCUGUGCACCAGCGUCCGCAUGGCCACCGAACUCAACACCAAGAGACGCUCCUUCCUAGACUUUGACUGGAGCUACUUCUGGUCGUGGAGCCGCUUCGUGGACUACGUGCAGUGCGUGCUGGGCUUCACGCUCAUGGCAGCCUACAUCACCUACGUCCUCCUGGACUCGACGCUGUUCGUGGAGACUCUGGGCUUCCUGGCCGUGUUCGCCGAAGCAAUGCUGGGCACUCCGCAGCUCUACUGCAAUUAUCAGAACAAGUCCACUGAGGGCAUGAGUAUCAAGAUGGUGCUGAUGUGGACCAGUGGAGACACCUUUAAAACGGGCUACUUCCUGAUCACCCAGGCUCCUGUGCAGUUCUGGACAUGCGGCCUGCUGCAGGUCAUGGUCGACAUAGCAAUUCUGUUCCAGGUUUACUACUACAGCCGCUACCCACAGAAACCUGUCUCCCACACCGUCUCCCACACCACCAGUGCCAAAGCCCUCUGAUAGCCCCCCCCCCGCAAUGCCCUCCGAGGUCACUGCAGUGAGGAAGCCCUAUCUGUGGACAUGUAUCAACCAAAGCACCUUGAGAUGAUGUGGGCUGCUCUCUGUCACCUCUGACUGUACAUUAAGACACGAACACAGCCAAAUAAAUAAGUCAUGAAGAUACCUGGUGGUGGUGGUGGUGUCUGCAGUGAUACCUGAAGGACAUGUUACACAUAAACUUGACCUUUUUGUUUUAUUCAUUAUCUUGCUGACAUCUUCUCAAUGGGACAGUAUGCUUGUGUCUCGGUUUGCAGACAUCUCAAAGAAUAUAUCCUUGAAUCAAUCUGUGCAUGUGGAAAAUGUUAUGCACAUGAAAUAUAUAUGAACUGCCGAUGUAUGCACUGAAAUAUUGGGCUCAAGGAAAGGCGGACCAACUUUUUUUUUUUUUGUCCACAUACACUGAUGAUUGUUGCAUGGACCCUCUGCCUUAAAACACACACAUUCAAACAUGGCUUGCUGCAUUACCAGCAGUAUAAAUGUAUGAAUCUUAGACUGUAUAUGAAGAUGUACGACAUGACUGCUCCCAACAAGUGAGGCCAAAGCCUUUCGAUGUCACUCUGGUGGCUGGCUGUAGUAUCGUUCAUACAUCCUGCGUUCCUCUGUUUGUGGGUAGGACAUGGACCAAACUAAAAAGACAAAUAACUUUUUUUCUGACUUUUUUUCUUCUCUUCAGUGGUUUUUUAUUAAACUAAUGUUUGUUUGGGUGCACGUUUCUCCAUUAAGGUUAUUCUUUUGAAAUGUUUUAGUUAGUUGAUGAUAUAGAAACGUGGUGAAAACGUCAUGAUUACGAGACUGACUCACGAUUGGUCAAGCACAUGUAUAAGUGAGACCUCGAUGCCACGGCUCCAUCCACCGGUCGCUGCUGCUCGGAGUCUGGCUCUAAAUGUGCAAGACGGCAGCAUUCAUGAUAUUUUGGCUUCAUUUCACUAUACUGGGAUGAAGAGGAGAGGCCUUGUCCAUAUUUUAUACAGUCUUUGGUUUGAAUCAAUCAAAAAUGACUGAAAAGUUCUUUGUUAUUUAGUGGUUUUCCUCAGCACAGUGGAGAAAUGUUGCUCACACUACCACCUAUGAAAUACAUACCUAUGUGCAAUCAAUUUUUAGCAAAAGAAGAAAACACCUAAGGGUUUGGAGAUGCAAUGCACUGGUUUGCAAGUAAGCAUGAGCCUCAGUGGCCUUCAGACUGACAGAGAUGGAAACAAUGUCAGAUAAGGUGUCGAGAUGAAGGAAACGUGAGGAAACCACAUUAUCAUCGUGACCAUUUUUUGACCUGCAUGAGUUUUUCAGGAGCUGAUGUCAACGUUUUUGUACUGAAGUUGUUCAUUGUUUAUCAUUUUGAUAACUGUCACACCAUGAACAUUUAAAAGAACAAAACAAAGGAACCAUUUGGAUCCUGGAUCCCAGAGUUUUUGAAGCACAUUCAGACUGAACACCAAAGUAAAGCUCAGCAGCACACACUGUCUUUCAAGCGUGGAAAUGCAAAUUUAGUCUGGGACAAGGACGAGUCGUCACAAGUUAAAAAUGUGUUCUUUUAAGUCAACCGAAGCCAAACUUUGUUUUUAUGAAUCCAUGCCAUACAGGUAGAUGAAGAAUAGAAGGAAAAUAGAGACACUGGAGUGACCUGCUGAGUUCUGAGAUGACAGCUGUCACAACACAGAUACACUAUACACACACACACACACACACACACAUUCAAUAUAAAAACAGGGUGAAACGUCAUGAUUGACAGUUUAGACUGACGAUUGGUUGAGUGCUCAUGAGGGCAGUACCUCUAAAUGGCAAAAUCUGGGAUAUUUUUUCAUUAAUGGACGGUGGUUGGACAUGGAGACGUGUCAGCCAUCUUUAUAUACAGCCUAUUUGUAGUGCCACAUUUGGAGUGGUUGGUUAACAUGUGAAAUCAGAUGCAGAUAAACAGUAUAACUGCUUUUUAUCAACAUCAAGUUUUGAAGUAACUGGGAGUGUAGUUCUGUUCUGUCACUUUUUUAGUACUUUUUGCCAAGUGGGAGUGGGAGAUAUCGUAGCCUGUGCCGAAAUACAACCAGGGAAAACCUUUUGACCCCAUUUACUCUGAUUUUAAGUCUGAACAAUAUGAGAAAGAAAUGGAAUUAUUUUUGCAAUUUUGUAAAACGCUGAGGUGUAGGAAUGCAGCAGCAAAAGAAAUCCUCCAGUUUAGGAGAGGUUCACUUUAAAUUCAAAUACUUGAAUAUAACCAUAUCCUUUACAUCGCCAUACUGCCAAUGGAUAUUAUUAUUUAUAUUCAAUAACAUCCCCUGAUGCUCAUGACUGUGCUUGAGUAUUUCUUCAGGCAGGGUGUUCUCAUCAACAUUUUGUAGUGAGAUAUUCAUUUCCUGUUGCAGUGAAGAUUUUUGAUGCUUUGUAAUGUUUCUCUGGGGUGUGGAG
Molecule: messenger RNA, 4153 nt
Organism: Paralichthys olivaceus (Japanese flounder)
Lineage: Eukaryota; Metazoa; Chordata; Actinopteri; Pleuronectiformes; Paralichthyidae
Gene: slc66a2
Product: solute carrier family 66 member 2
Biological process (GO): phospholipid translocation; retrograde transport, endosome to Golgi
Cellular component (GO): trans-Golgi network; endosome
Source: RefSeq, a predicted model, not a curated record